This is a messenger RNA of Tachysurus fulvidraco (yellow catfish), 2827 nucleotides long. RefSeq names its product adenosine deaminase domain containing 2 (gene adad2). Gene Ontology annotation, cellular component: nucleolus; cytoplasm. The record is from RefSeq and is a predicted model, not a curated record. Gene Ontology annotation, biological process: RNA processing; adenosine to inosine editing. Lineage: Eukaryota; Metazoa; Chordata; Actinopteri; Siluriformes; Bagridae. Gene Ontology annotation, molecular function: double-stranded RNA adenosine deaminase activity; double-stranded RNA binding; tRNA-specific adenosine deaminase activity. The transcript is spliced from 9 exons. The coding region runs from base 158 to 2110 and encodes 650 amino acids.
UCCAUAUGAUCGACAGGCGUUUCAGCCAAUAAGAACCGUUUAGUCAUAUUAUGGGGAAAACGUGUGUUUUAUGUAAGGAGCAAUACUUGUUUGAGAUUAAAGUUGCUAACGAAGAAGCGGUGCGUGAAAGUGUGUAACAUCGUCCUAUAGGAUCACCAUGGAUCCCAAAAACAGUGGAGGAGAGAAACGCCUUCCCAGAAUAGCUGCUUCUCUGCUUACCCGCUUUGCUUUAGAGAGAGAACACACCUCCAGUGUGCAAAGGGCAAGCUUGGGUCCUCCACCUACUUCAACUCCACCUGACCAUUCUUUAGCAGGCUCCAGAUCCAAGUCACCUGACUCCCUGGUUCCAGGUGCAUCAGAGCAGUCCCUGGUUCCAGGUGCAUCAGAGCAGUCCCUGGUUCCAGGUGCGUCAGAGCAGUCCCUGGUUCCAGGUGCGUCAGAGCAGUCCCUGGUUCCAGGUGCGUCAGAGCAGUCCCUGGUUCCAGGUGCGUCAGAGCAGUCCCUGGUUCCAGGUGCGUCAGAGCAGUCCCUGGUUCCAGGUGCGUCAGAGCAGUCCCUGGUUCCAGGUGCGUCAGAGGAGUCCCUGUUUCCAGGUGCGUCAGAGGAGUCCCUGGUUCCAGAUGCGUCAGAGGAGUCCCUGGUUCCAGAUGCGUCAGAGGAGUCCCUGGUUCCAGGUGCGUCAGAGGAGUCCCUGGUUCCAGGUGCGUCAGAGGAGUCCCUGGUUCCAGAUGCAUCAGAGGAGUCCCUGGUUCCAGAUGCAUCAGAGGAGUCCCUGGUUCCAGAUGCAUCAGAGGAGUCCCUGGUUCCAGAUGCAUCAGAGGAGUCCCUGGUUCCAGAUGCAUCAGAGGAGUCCCUGGUUCCAGAUGCAUCAGAGGAGUCCCUGGUUCCAGAUGCAUCAGAGGAGUCCCAUCCCUGUUUUAAAACAGAUGGCUUUGCAUCAGGUUGGGCUAAUACAGCUGAGAGCUCCCCUGAAAGAGGAAAGCGAAGUGGAGGUAGCUGCACAGAGUGGCACAAGAAUCGCGUUGUGGCCCUGUGUAGCGAACGCUUUGACAAACUGUUGAGGGAAUGUCCUGAAUACUACAGUACUAAAAGCUGCCUUGCUGCUUUUGUCCUGGAGAGAGAGGUGACUGACACCUAUCAAGUGGUGGCAUUGGGCGCAGGGCAGAACUGCUGCAGUGGUUGGCAAUGUUAUACAGGCUCCGUUGUCCAUGACUGCCAUGGCAUCAUCAUUGCACGCAGAGCCCUUAAAAGAUAUUUGUAUAAGCAGCUCCUGUUGUUCUACAGCUCUGAGCCAGAGCUUCAAAACCGCUCUAUAUUUCAGAGCACUGACAAAGAGCUGCUGCUUCAGCUCAAACCAAAGAUCUACCUGCACCUCUACACCAACCAGACCCCUAAAGGUGCAUCACAAUACGUCAUGAAGUCCCAUGGCAGUGGUUACCAGUCACUGAAGCUGCAAUGCCAUUCCAAAGGUUCUCUGAUUCCUGCUGCAUUCCUGUCUCCAAAUAUCUGGGGUGCUUACAUCUGCUGCAUGUCUGACAGUGCAAAACUCACCAGAUGGACUGUCACAGGAGUUCAGGGAGCGCUUCUCAGCCACUUCAUCAAGCCACUGUACAUCACCAGUGCUGUACUUGGUGGCACUAGCCAUUGCUCUGAUAUAGUGUCUGACACCAUCAGUAUGCACCUGGGGACUGGUCUGAAAGAUGUUCUGAUCCCCCCAUACCAACAAACUACCAUCUUCUUCCAGAACGGAGAGAAAGUGGGACCAGCUGUAAGUUUGAACCAUUGCAAAGACCUCAGUGUUAACUGGUGUCUGGGAGACUCAAGUAUUGAGAUUCUAGACAGCACCACUGGAUAUGCCAUCAGUUGCUCUCCUUUUGUGAGUGGACCUGGUUUCACCAGUAGGCUAUGCAAAAGAGCACAGUUCUUCGGUUUCAGAAAAGUUGCCAUGCUUGCUGGUCAACAUGAGCUUCUGUCCUAUGGCGUAUACCGAAAAGCCAAGAUGGCUGCCCACUUGUAUCAGAAGACCAAAGCCUCGGUGAACAAGCAGUUCUUGGCCAACAAUGCAGGACCAUGGAACUCAAAACAUCUGGUGGACUGCUUCAGUUGCUGACUUAUUUGUUAAAGGAAAUUUAUCUUUCACUUGUUCUAAUAUUGUUUUCUUGUUUUUCAAAAAAGUUUUUGGUUAGCUGUUUUUACUUAUUCAAGAAAACACUUCAGCCUCACCCUUAUUUCUUCAAAGCCAAAGGGUUAAAUGUUUGCGCAGUCUGACUUUAUAUAUAGUAUAUACAGUUCUACACACGUAUAACACUGCACAUUUCUAUUUUACUUUACUGAAAGAGACCAAACAGGACUGGACUGGAAAAAUUGUUCUAAUUAUUAUAAUAUAAUAAGGCUCUAUAUUAUUAUAAUAUAAUAAUAACCUCAACUUGAUGUUGAUUAUUUUCUUUUUGUGUCUUAUUCUUUAUUAUUGCAUUUCAAUUUAUCGAAGGAAAAUACCGCCAUUUUCUGCCAAAUCUGUUUCUGUUUAAUAUUUUUAGUUCCAGGAAAAAACAAAAUACAAUAAAAAGUAUUUCAGGUUAUCUGCUGGUGAGCAGAUUGAUGGGCAAAAGGGAUUUUUGUAUUACCCCUGCUGGGCAAACCAUUCAUAUCUUUCUACAAUAGCAUUGGUACAGAGUUAAACAUCUGCUCAUAUGAGAAAUUCUGGACUCUUUCCUAGGCUAUAGAAACAGGACAAAAUGGACUGACAUCAUCCAAAAAAGUCUGGAUUUUUUUUUGUUUGUUUGUUUGUUUCCUAAAAUAAAUGCUUUAAAUAAUGCUAUGCUAAAAA